Messenger RNA from Ogataea haglerorum, 891 nucleotides. RefSeq lists its product as uncharacterized. NCBI's taxonomy places the organism in Eukaryota, Fungi, Ascomycota, Pichiomycetes, Pichiales, Pichiaceae. Gene Ontology annotation, cellular component: endoplasmic reticulum membrane. The record is from RefSeq and is a predicted model, not a curated record. Gene Ontology annotation, biological process: ceramide catabolic process; ceramide biosynthetic process. Bases 1 to 891 code for a protein of 296 amino acids. The transcript has a single exon.
AUGUCACUUGUAAAGUUUCUGUCUCCUUUUGAAUACGGGGAGCCUCGGCCAGGAUUCUGGGGCCCAGUGACUUCAACAAUCGACUGGUGCGAGGAAAACUAUGUGAUUUCCCCCUAUUUCGCGGAGCUUAUUAACGCCACCACAAAUCUCUCGUUUUACUUCCUUUCCCUCAACUUGGUACGUUCGGCUAUUGUGAACAAACAUGGAUUGAUGUUUGUCUUUGUGUCCAUCGGUAUGUGCGUUGUUGGGAUCGGUUCCUGGUUGUUCCACAUGACUUUAAAAUAUGAAUUCCAGUUACUAGACGAGCUCCCAAUGAUAUAUGUCACAGCUAUACCGUUUGCCUACAUUUUUGGGCUGGAAACAAACUCCAGAGUGAAGAGGAUCUUAGUGUACGGGACCACUACGGUCGUCAUCGGAGCACUAACAUAUAUCUAUUGCUCAGUUUACAAAAACCCUGAACUUCACCAGGCUUCCUAUGCGGUUCUCAAUUUUGCUAUAGUGUUCAAGUCUCUAUCCUUGGUGAAAAAACACGUUACAGACUAUAACCAGAGGCACUUCCUUUAUAAAUUUGUUGGCUUUGCUCUGUUUGAGUUCCUGUUCGGAUUUUUAGUUUGGAAUCUCGACACUUUCUAUUGCUCAGAGCUCAUUAGGGUCAGAAGGCUGGUCGGUCUUCCAUUUGGAGCAUUGCUACUGGAAGGGCACGGAUGGUGGCACAUUCUCACCUCUUUGGGGAUCUUCCACUUCAUUCUCUACAAUCAGAUCCUUAACGUGUGGUACCAUGGGACGCAGGACCAAUACGAGCUGGUUUGGAAGCUAGGCAUGCCGUUCGAGGUUAGACUGAAACAGAGUCCAUCACCAGCGCCGCAGAAAGAUGAGAAAAAGGCCACUUAA